CACAGGCAGUUGCGUCUCUGUCUCUUAUAUACAUAUGCUAGUUUUGCUAUAUUGAGUUGACAUGCCCUUAGUUGCGAUUUGCGAAGCUAGCUCCCACCAUCUGCGACGCCAUGUCUUCUUCCUCUGUCCAACAAACGGCCUUUCCCGAGCAAGAAGCCGAUGCGGAAGGCGAAACGAACCCUGAGCUCUACCAGCAUUUCGCCAACUUGGUCUCCUCCCUGCCGAGCUCCAAAGGCUUGUCCAACAACAAAUUCUACCGCCACGGCCAAGGCUGGCACUGCAGCGAGGUGGGCAUAGUGGGCGCCAUGGUCACCGACGCGUGCUUCAGCGCGCGCCCGUCGGACGUCAUCAUCGCCACCCUGCCCAAGUCCGGCACCACGUGGAUGAAGUCGCUCCUGUACGCCACCGUGCACCGGAGAGAGCGUCCCGUCGUCGGCGCCGCCGCCGCCGACCAGCAUCCUCUCAACAGCUGGGGCCCCCACGACCUCAUCAAGUUCUUCGAGUACCAGCUCUACACGCGGGACAGGGUCCCGGACCUGGACAGGCUCCCCGACCCUCGUCUCUUCGCGACGCACGUCCCUUUCGUGUCGCUGCCGAGCUCCGUGGUCGCCACGCCGGGCUGCAAGAUCGUCUACGUGUGCCGCGACCCCAAGGACCACCUCGUCUCCCUGUGGGACUUCGUCAACAAAUACUUCAGGGUCAAGGAUGGGCUCGAGCCCCUCUCCGUGGAGGCCGCCGCCGAGCUGUUCUGCGCCGGCCUGACCCCGUUCGGGCCGUACUGGGACCACGUGCUCGGCUACUGGCGCGCGCACCGCGCGGACCCCGACAAGGUGCUCUUCUUCAGGUACGAGGAGAUGCAGAGGGACCCCGCGGCGCACGUCCGCAGGCUGGCGGAGUUCGUCGGCCUCCCAUUCAGCUCCGAGGAGGAGGACGGCGGCGUGGUGGAUGCCGUCGUGGGGCUGUGCUCGUUCGAGCGCAUGAGGGGCAUGGCGCCGACCAAGGGUGGCAGGACUGAGUUCCCGAUCGGCGUGGUGCCCAACAGCUCCUUUUUCCGGCAGGGCGUGGUGGGGGACUGGGUGAACCACCUGUCACCGGAAAUGGCGCGCCGCAUUGACGCGAUCACUGCAGACAAGUUCAGGGGUUCGGGUCUCGUCGUCUAGCUGGCUGUUACGGAUCAAUCAUUACUCAUCAUCAGUGCGCCACUCUACCGUGGUUUCUCAAAUGCUCAAUAAUGCAAGGACUACCUAUUAGUAUUAUAUAUCUAUACUAUUCUAUUAAUAAGAACUUAUAUAUGUUGCUAUCGCGGCUU
Zea mays is the source of this 1309-nucleotide messenger RNA. RefSeq names its product flavonol sulfotransferase-like. The record is from RefSeq and is marked validated. The transcript has a single exon. Gene Ontology annotation, molecular function: sulfotransferase activity. Bases 111 to 1160 code for a protein of 349 amino acids. Lineage: Eukaryota; Viridiplantae; Streptophyta; Magnoliopsida; Poales; Poaceae.